CCCCGAUUGCAAGUCCACGACCACAACCAUCAAGCCAAAAAGCGAUGUCUUUAGACACGGAACGAAGUUGGCGUCACGCCUCCUCUCAUCACGGUAAUCUUCCAUAACUGAACUCGGCAUCGUUCCAGAACGGAGUGGUUGCCGGAAUAACGACAGAAUGAAAGUCGAUUACUCAAAAGCAGCCAAGAAAUGGCUCGAAAACAGUUCAAAGGUCCAAUUGGAUGGCCUCGCACUUCAAGGAAUGCGGAUUGAUCGUGUUGAGAUAGGUUUGAUACGUUGCGAUUUCGUCAUUCCAGAUCAUCUAUCGGAUGAAAAUGGAAACUGGCACGUCGGAGCGAUGUCGGUUUUGAUCGACGAUAUGGCGGCAGGUGCGGUGUUCUCGUAUUGUGGAUGCAAUCUGGCAACUGUUGAUUUCACUAUGUCCUUUUAUUCGUCGGCUAAGGUCAAUGAAGAAGUUGAGAUAGAGGCAAAUGUGGUUGGAGAAAAGGGCAAUCUAGUAUCAGUAGUGAUUGAUAUAAAAAAGAAAGGCAGUAAAGAGAAGGUGGUUGUCGGGAAACAAUGGAUGCGUGUGAUUCCUUUCAAAAGUUUACAGGCUGGAAAAAGCAAGCUCUAAGUAACCACUCAUACAUGUUAUGAUCUUUAUUCAUCUUUCCCAACUUUUUGUUUUCAUCCCCAUAUUUAAACUCUCUGUAUGUAAAGUCUAUACCACAUAGCAUCUAAAAUGAAGAAUAAGUUAAUCUUUGUAUGAUAGUUAAUAUUAUAUCCAUAUAUAACAACAGAUUAUAAAUCCUUGAGAGACCCAUGG
Lactuca virosa is the source of this 805-nucleotide messenger RNA. The record is from the annotation of a GenBank genome assembly. NCBI's taxonomy places the organism in Eukaryota, Viridiplantae, Streptophyta, Magnoliopsida, Asterales, Asteraceae.